Molecule: messenger RNA, 366 nt
Organism: Diversispora eburnea
Lineage: Eukaryota; Fungi; Glomeromycota; Glomeromycetes; Diversisporales; Diversisporaceae
Source: the annotation of a GenBank genome assembly
AUGGGUCGCAAUACCUAUCAAACGGAUUCCGAAUUUAGUAGUGAGUCAGAAUCAAUAAAUACGGAAGCUUUAUUAUCCCGUGGAAAAACACAUUUUAAUUCAUGUAAUUAUGAAAAAGCACUUGCCAACCUUGAGGUGGUAUUAGAUAUAGAACAAAAUCACGCCGACGCAUUAAUUUAUCGUGGUAAAAUUUAUUACGUACUUAAAAAAUUUCAUGCUUCACUUGAUGAUUUAAAUCAUGCCUUAGAAAUUGAUCCAUAUAAUGUUCAAGGAUUAAUUGCUCGAGGAAAUACUUUCUGGAUGUUAAACGAUUAUGAUUUAUGUUUAAAUGAUUUGGAUUCGGUUUUAAAGAAGCCAUCCGAAUGA